Cucurbitaria berberidis CBS 394.84 is the source of this 3390-nucleotide messenger RNA. RefSeq lists its product as uncharacterized. Bases 1 to 3390 code for a protein of 1129 amino acids. The transcript has 5 exons. Gene Ontology annotation, biological process: regulation of DNA-templated transcription. Gene Ontology annotation, molecular function: DNA-binding transcription factor activity, RNA polymerase II-specific; zinc ion binding. The record is from RefSeq and is a predicted model, not a curated record. NCBI's taxonomy places the organism in Eukaryota, Fungi, Ascomycota, Dothideomycetes, Pleosporales, Cucurbitariaceae.
AUGGCUGAUCCGGACGCGCCUGCCCAGAAGAGACCUCGUUUGGACUCUGGCAACCCCGUCUAUAACGGCCACCGUCCACACCCCCUUCCACCGCCGCCGCCUCAUAUCCAACCCACUCGACCUGCGUCAUAUUCCUCGCUGGUCCAACCCUCGUCUCCUCCUCCUCCUCCUCCCCCCCGUCACUAUCCCCCCCACAGCUUACCGCCGCCGCCUACCCAGGCCUACCCUCCCCCAGGCCUAGCUUACCCAGGUCCUCUCCCCUCACCAUCGCUUCCUCCCUCUGAUCUCCGUGCCCUCGCGGACCCCAGGACCAUUCCCUCGCCUCGCCAACGUCCUCAUGGCGUCGCCGGCCCUGCUCCCGUAACACUCCCCAAAGACAGCAGCCUCUCCUCGUACCGUGCCCCGCCUACGCCUCAAUCCAUCUCCGCCCCGGAACCUCCCAGCUCUCGCUCUACCAGUCUCAGCAUCGACGUAAAGCCUCCUCAGCCUCCAUCUCAAGGCAUGGAGCAUGGUGGCCAUCAAAGUCCAUGGCCCAUGAACCCAGAGCAUCGCUCCAACGGCAGUGCUUCGAAUGGCUACCACCACGCCAUCAGUCCUUCUCAUGCCAACGGACCCGUCUUCCACCCACCUCCACCUCCGCCAGGCCAGCAGUACGGCCAGCCCGUGGGGGAUCCCUAUGCCCAGAGUCCAUACAUGGGGAGCCAAUAUGGAAGCGCAGCACAGCAAGUAAGAAGAAAGCAGGUUCGAGCCACCCAAGCCUGCAACCAUUGCCGUUCGCGCAAGCAAAAGUGCGACGAAGCCCGCCCGUGCCAGUUCUGCAGGGAGAACAACUUUGAUUGCCAAUACAAAGACGUUCCACCACCAAAGCAAGACAGAAGCAUGAUGCAGCUUCAGGACAGUGUGAAUAACAUAUCCGACGUACUGAGAGAUUUCGUCGGUGAGUUCAAUACGUGGAAGCAGAGCGUCGAGAGCAGACUCCCCGCAGGUCGAGGCCUCGAAAUGGUCUCGAACCACGCCUCACCUGAAGCGGCCUUUUCUGCUCCUAUGAGGGAUUCCAGCACGUCCAGGUGGCCCACGCCCAUUCAAGGGAGAGCCCAGCUUCGUCGAGUCAACAGCAAGAAAAUGGACUCACCCAUCGUUUCCCACUCCCAUAUGUCGCCUAUUGGUAUACAAGCAUCGACUCCAAUUAAGCAGGAAGCCAUUCUGGCCGCACCCCAACAACCAGCGACUCCAGCCGACAGCGUAAGGACCGACCACAGCCGCGCCACAGAUCGAGGUUCGAGAGAAAAGAGCGGGCUCCAAAGCGACCAUACCACUCCAGCUCACAAGCUGUUGUCAGAGUGGCAGGCCAUGAAUACCUUCUACAAGGAUGUCGAUUACCUGAAUAGAUUGGUGGAUAGUGGCCACGAUGUGUCGGAUUAUCCGAUGCAACUCGAGCAGGACCGUGGAUUGAUACGCGUAUGGGGUGUUGGCGAGGGUCAAGAUUUGAAUGAUGGAGCACAGGGACCCGGAAGCCCAGAAAGCAGCAACGAUUCAGACGUACCGUCUCCAGCACCCGGAAAAGAUGGCCUAUGGGGCCACCCGCCCCUGGAUCAUUCUAGUCCAAGUACAAUGAGCGGCAACACGCCGCGAGAAUAUCAGGGAUACGAAGGCGGACUUGGCCAAGAUGGCCGACCCAACUUCCAUUCCAAGACUUUGGAAGACUUGCUCCGAUCCUACCUGGAUAACAUACACGUUCUGCACCCGUUCAUGAACCCUAGCAAACUUAAACGGAUGGUUAGAGAGUUCAUCGAGCAAUAUAGUCCUGACGUGCGGUCUGCGAACGCAAGGUCACCCGCUGGCACUGGCCUGCAACAACAGCUUCAUCACGGAAUGAAGAGAAAGCGAUCCAGCAGCGCCUUUGGCGAGCCUUAUUCCCCCAAAGGCGCAAUCGAACGUUCGUUGCGGAAUGCCAUUGUCCUCCUUGUCCUUGCCAUGGGGAAGGUAUGCGCUUACAAGGAUAAGCUACCGGCACCUCAAAGCGAUAAGAGUCCUUACGUUAACGGUGCUUGGGGCUACACUCGCGAGUCGCCACGGCCCAAUGGCAGCUUCAAUAGUGACUAUUCCGAUGACAAUCGUCCAAGGAACAUUGAUAUCUUGCCAGGCAUGGCUUAUUUCUCUUACGCUACGGACAUUCUUGGGAACCAGCAAGGAGGAAACACUGUUGCUCAUGCGCAAGCCAUGAUAUUAGCUGCGCUCUAUCUGAGCCAGUUUGCAAGAGUCUUGGAGAGCUGGAGCUGGAUUAACAACGCUUGCCGGAUUACCAUGGUUCUCGUCAAAGCCGAUUAUCCCAAACUCGUCCGUACCUAUUAUAUCGACAAUAAGGCGACCUCAUUGACCGCCAAAGAGCGAUAUAGACUGAAUUUGGUCAUGUGCGUUUACUGGACAUGCCUCCAACUGGAAUCCGACAUCUUGGCUGAGAUGAGCACUCUUCCACCGAGUAACAUCUCCGCGCACCAGAGCGACAUCAUGUACCCUGAAGGCGUGUACGAAAAGUUUCCUACGGAUGAGACCGAAGUUCAACAAGCGACUGAAGGCGAUACCUCCAUGUUGAUUUACUCGAGCCAAAUAUGGCUUCGCGUCAUUCUUAACGAGGCACAUAACGCCUUGUACGGCGCUAACGGACGCUCAAGCUUUGACACUAGCAACGUCAAGGAGGUUGCCGAUCAUGCAAGCACCCACAUUGACAUCCUACAGAGCUGGAGACGAGUACUGCCACCAGCGUUGGCCUGGAAGGAUGAAGACCCUCCUUCAACCGACUUGAACAUUGCCCGCGUACGCGCCAAAUACUAUGGAGGUCUCUACAUGAUGUUGCGUCCCUACCUGCGCAUCGCUAGUCACACCAUCGAGUUCCCACCUCCAGCAGCAAGCGCGGCACAUACGUCACUGCACAACUCACCAGCAUACAUGGGGGAGUAUGCGUCCACGCCUACGAACAGAAAUGUUCAAAUGGUGGAACUAUCUGAGGACCAGCGAAAGAUCAUCAAGGUCGCAUGUCAAUGCAUAGACAGUGCUAUCCAGAGUACCAUCGCGUUCGAUCGCGUCGGCGCCCCUCCCGGCAGUAAGUACAGAGACUUCAAAAGUACACGUACAUGCAGACUCGUCGUGACCAACAUCUUCGGCACACUUCACGCGCAAUUUGGAAACAUGCUUGUUCUGGCAGCGGUCUACAAAUCCAAGCUCUACCCCUUGUUGCCGAGCGAUACGCAGCUCACCAAGGCGAAUCUAAGCGCCCUUUUAGCGCGCACCAUCAACUUGCUAGAAGAAGUCUCACCAAACUCGCCGAUCCUGAAAAUGGAUCUCGAAAUUCUUUACAAUGUCCGGAAACAACAUAGCCUCCAUGUCGUCUAA